Oncorhynchus kisutch (coho salmon) is the source of this 2277-nucleotide messenger RNA. Its product is annotated as tissue alpha-L-fucosidase. Lineage: Eukaryota; Metazoa; Chordata; Actinopteri; Salmoniformes; Salmonidae. Gene Ontology annotation, molecular function: alpha-L-fucosidase activity. The record is from RefSeq and is a predicted model, not a curated record. The coding region runs from base 177 to 1547 and encodes 456 amino acids. The transcript has 8 exons. Gene Ontology annotation, biological process: glycoside catabolic process; fucose metabolic process. Gene Ontology annotation, cellular component: lysosome.
CCUUGUUGUCGCUAGCGUCACACAGGUGUUUUCACCCCAACCGCAACAGAAAUAAGUCAUGUGAGUGCCUUUCUUUACAUAAUGGGACAUCAUUGGACUACAAAGUGGUUUUAAGAGCUAUGCCAGUACCGUUUGCAUCACUUCAUCAACUUUAGUUCUUUCUGAAAGAACUGAAAAUGACCUCUUUGAUUCUGAGGAGUUUGUUACUAGUUGCAGUGGUUGCAAUCUCGUCAGGAAAUGGAGUGCAGUAUACGGCCAAUUGGACAAGUAUCGACUCCCGGCCGUUACCGGUGUGGUACGACGAGUCGAAGAUCGGUAUUUUCGUUCACUGGGGGGUAUUCUCCGUGCCCGGGUACGGCCAGUUCAGUGAGUGGUUCUGGCAGUCGUGGAGAGACGCACAUCGAGCAGACGAGGUUGAGUUUAUGAAGAAAAACUACCCUGUGGGUUUUACAUACGCAGAUUUUGCGCACGAUUUCAAAGCGCAGUUCUUCGACCCUGAUGAGUGGGCUGAAAUAUUUGAAGCUUCUGGAGCCAAGUAUGUGGUGUUCACAUCCAAGCAUCACGAGGGCUUCUGUAAUUGGCCGUCUGCAAACUCGUGGAACUGGAACUCUGUGGACACUGGACCACACAGAGACCUGGUGGGAGACCUGGCAACUGCCGUACGCAAGAGGAAGGGACUGCACUUUGGCCUGUACCACUCCCUGUAUGAGUGGUUCCAUCCUCUCUACCUGAAGGACAAGGCUUCCGGGUACAAGACCCAGGAGUUUGUCUUCCGGAAGGCUCUUCCUGAGCUGGUUAACCUGGUGAUGACCUACAAGCCAGAACUGAUCUGGUCCGAUGGGGAUUGGGAAGCUCCUGACACCUACUGGAACUCAACAGAAUUCCUGGCCUGGCUCUACAACGACAGUCCUGUCAAGGACUUUGUGGUGGUCAAUGACAGAUGGGGGAAUGGUUGUUACUGUAAACACGGAGGUUACUACAACUGUGCCGACAGGUUCACGCCAGGCUCUCUGCCUAACCACAAGUGGGAGAAAUGCCAGUCCAUCGACAACCGCUCCUGGGGUUACCGAAGAAACAUGAAGCUCAUCGAGCUGAUGGACCUGCCCACCAUCAUAACGGACAUGGUGUACGUGGUGGCCCUGGGUGGUAACUACCUGCUGAACAUAGGCCCGAUGGAGGAUGGUAUGAUCUCCCCUCUCUUUGAGGAGAGGCUGAGGGGCAUGGGGGCCUGGCUGGGGGUCAACGGAGAGGCCAUCUACUCCUCUAAACCCUGGAGGGUCCAGGGGGAGAACACCACCGUGCCAGUCUGGUACACCUCGAAGAACAACACAGUCUAUGCCAUACUACUGGAAUGGCCUUCCAAACUGCUGUUUGACCUCGCAGCACCCAAAACCUCUGCGGACACUAAUGUCACUAUACUGGACGACCCGUCCGUACCUCUGAAGUGGGUCUCAACGGCGCCAACCGGACUGGUGGUACUCAUGCCUGACAUCAUGCCAGUUUCCCCGGGGCAAGGCUGGGUCCUGAAACUAGAGGGAGUGGUGUGAGAGGUGUACAUAACUGUUUUUAAUUAUUGAACAGUCAUAAUAUCUUAACGUAUAUGUUUAAAUUGUAAGUUUCAGGAGUUGAAAUGUAAUUUUUUUAGGAUUCUGACACUGGUUGAUUUUUGUGUGAGUCAGCUAAAGACUAGCUACCUUGAAUGUGCAAUAGAUGGCAGCUCUGCAGUAUCCCUAUCAACAAUGGCCUCCUUUAAAAAAAAAUAUAUAUAUAGAUAAGAAAAACAAACCAAACAUUUGGUUAUAUCCUAUUCAGCUACUUGAGGCAAAUAUGAAAGAGACGCAUUAUGUUCAGCAGUGAAGGACCAAAUAUUGGAUGUUCAGAAAUGACACAACAAAGAUAGUAAUUUGUUUUCUGGGGUUGGUAGAAAUGUGUAUUGCAACAGGGUGUAGAAAGCGAACGUUCUACUUUUCACGACAAUCUGUGUGUCGGCUUCUUGUGCCUUUUUUUUUGGUGUGUGUGUGGACAACCUUUAUUUCGUGAUAAACUGACAUGACAAUGCACUGUCAGCCUAUAAAAAAAAAUAUGUGAAUGUGUUUUUAAUUGUUUUGAAUUACCAGUAUGUCUUUACAUUUUUUUAAUGUUCUUCUGUAGAUUGACAUUGUCCUUGUAGCUACAAUUUUAUUUUAACUCUAUAAAAAUGAAGCCCUUAUCUGAUUUUUUAAAUUUAAUUUUUUUUUUAAAUUUUUUUUACCACAAUAAAAACGUAGAUCAACAGUC